AUCUCAGAUAUGUUAUUUUUAUAUAGGAAUACAUUUGAUGAAUAGAAACACAUUUGAAACAUCAACAGCAUUCAAUAUUGUUACAAAGUCGCAACAAUAUUGAAAUAUUGCGAUCUUGGAAUACAAUAUUGUGGUAAUAUUGCUGCAAUAUUGAGUGCUGUUUAUGAUAAUGCUAAUUUCAAACGCUCUCGUAUUCAAUUUGAAUUGCUUUUCCAAUAUUUUGAUUUCAAAUUUUCGAAGCGUAUGAAAAAAUAUUUCGUCGAUCAUGAUAAUUCGUUGUCUUCUAUCACACAAUGACACAAUUCGUUAUAAUGUAGAAAACUACUAUAGAAGUAUAUGUUUCUAAAUCACAGAAGGACAAAGGCAGAAUGGAUGAUUAUCAAACUAAAGAGAUUUACAAAUUACAAAUAUAGAAAUUAAUUUUGAUGAUACAUUUUCAGUNUAGCACAUAUGUACAUAUAAAAUUAUAAAUAUAUUGCGUACUUUAAUGCAAUAACAUAUAUGUUAUCGUCACUAUCUAAAAUCUGCGUUAUUAAAUUCCUCAAUACAUAUUUUUAUGUAACUCAUUUUGACAUAUCUUAUCACUUAUAAGAUAAACGCAUAUGAAACGAAUAUUAUAAAAAUAUAUUGAACAAAAAGCGUUAUCUGAUUUAUGAUUCAGAUCACCUCGAGUAACAGAUAUUGUGAUUAUUGUGAAUGUAGUUGGCUGUUGGCUCCCGUCCUCAAUCCGGCAUCUCUAGGUAUAGUACGUAUACGCGUAUCCUGUUGUGCUGAGAUUACUGUUUUGAAGAUUAUCGUGAACGUAACCUCAAAGAGGCAGUUUAAAGAGCACAAUCGGAAAUUAGAUUUCCGUCUUAUUGCUAAAAACGUAGUUCAAAUAUGAUUUUAUGAAUUGUUCUCGGGACUGCGUAAUUCGGAAUAGUUGAUAAAGAAUUGGAGAAUUUUGAUAGAAACAUAACCAAAUGACAGCUCUCAAGCACAUAAAAUAUCUUAAAAAACACCUAAUUAUAAUCGUAAGCUGAUUUUUGCUAGUUACGUAUCUCUGUCGAAAUUGCAUUUAUCUAUGUAUGUAUUUAAAAAGAAUGACAAGAACUGAAUAGCAACGUGAAAUGAAAUUUUAGUUAACUGUAAUGUAGAAACGUAAUACUUGUGAUAUAUUUUUAAUAUGUACUCUAGCAAAGCUUAGUAUCUACAGAAAAGUUUAAACCUUUUAUAUUACAUACAGUCUCAUAAAUGAUACACAUUUCACUUGAUUGUGUAAAUAUCACUUAAGAAAUACAUGUGGUAGAAUAUCCUUAGAAGUAUCAUCAUAAACAAGUGGGAAUGGGCAAUUGUCUGUGUAAAGAUACACCAGAAGAACUCACAGCAUAUAAUGAACAAAAUCAUGCAGAGACUGAAAAUACUAUAUUACCAGAAUCAGAUAUAGAGAAUGUUGCAACUGGUCACAUGAGUUCUACAUCUUUUAAAUUUCCAACUUCUGCAAAGAUAGAUAAACUAGUACUUGAAACUCUUGGGAUCAUCGGUUCCCUUGUUGAUAAUGAGCAAGAACCACCACCUGCAAUGUUAAAAUUGCAUGCGAUUGCUGAUAAAGAAGAUGGAUGGAUACAAGUUGUUAGUUCAAUGGUUAAUGUUAUUCCUAUGCAUAAUCCAUUAGGCCCUUCAGUUAUAACUCUUUUAUUAGAUGAUUGUCCAUUACCAUCAAAGGAAUCUGUCUUACGGUUAUCACAUAUGUUUCAAUUAUCUCAAAAAUGUGGAAACAUACAAAUCAGUGCAACUCAACAACGUAACAUCUGUGUAGUUCUGGGUUGUAUAGCGGAAAAAUUAGCUGGUCCAAGCAGUAUUGCUAUAUUAUCGGAUGCAACUUUGGAUUAUCUCGUUUCAAAUCUUAGAGAAGAUAUUGAUCCUUAUGUGGUACUGUAUUCAUUAAUAGCCUUGGAAAAAUUUGCGCAAACAAGUGAAAACAAAGUCACUAUUAAAAAGCGUUUAAUGUUGGAAAAACCAAAUCGGUUAUUGGAAUUAGAGAAAUGGGCAUCGGAAACUCAUUAUGUACGCCGGCAAGUAGGCUUCUGCGCGCGGUGGUGUUUAGAUAACUUGUUUUUGAUGGAAGGUAGGAAAUAUUCUCACGACUCAGUUGAUAUGACUGGUAUUAAUGUAAUGUUAAAUACAAAAGAUGUAAGUGAGUACCUGAAAAUAUCACCUAACGGCUUGGAAGCCCGAUGUGAUGCAUACUCAUUUGAAAGCGUAAGAUGCACAUUUCAAGUAGAUUCAGGAAUCUGGUAUUAUGAAACACUAGUUAUAACAACGGGUGUGAUGCAAAUUGGAUGGGCUACAAAGGAUAGUACGUUUUUAAAUCAUGAAGGCUAUGGUAUAGGCGAUGAUGAAUUUUCUUUGGCCUACGAUGGUUGUCGUAGAUUAAUCUGGUAUAAUGCAAAGAGUGAAAAAUAUCACGAGAAACCGUGUUGGAAAGCCGGUGAUAUUUUGGGUUGUUUACUAGACUUGAACAAAUUAGAAAUAGUAUUCUCUAUAAAUGGUGUACCACUUAAACCAUGUGUUCAAGUUUUCAAGACAGUGCGGUCUGGAUUUUUUGCUGCAGCAAGUUUUAUGUCAUUUCAGCAAUGUCUCUUUAAUUUUGGAAAUGUACCUUUUAAGUAUCCACCCACUGAUCGUGAAUAUAAAAAAUUUAAUGAUUACGCUACUUUGAGGCCUGAAGAUAAAGUUGUGCUUCCCAGACAUAUAUAUCUAGACCAACUGAGAAAACUUAGCGUUAGAGAAGAUUCAUGUACAUUGUGUUUUGACCAAAGAGCUUCAGUCAGAUUGAUACCAUGCAAUCACAGAGGAUUCUGCCUAACGUGUACGAAUCAGCUGGUAGAGUGUCCAAUGUGUAGAGCUACAAUCGAAGAAGUAGCUCCUGAUAAUACAUGACAUCACAUAGGUGUACCAGCAUUUCUUAAUACUCUUCCACUACCUUUUUCAUAUUACACGAUUCUCAGGAACUGUCGUGAAGUAAUCACAAUUGCAACAUGUCAUGUAUGCUAUGUAUUGAAUAUGGUUAUAAUACUUCGUGCAUUUCUUUCCUUACGAUACAGUAUUUUAAAUCAAGAGAAGGACUACAAAUUAGUUACAAAAAGCAACGUCGCACUUAAAUGUAACAAAUCUUUACGGUGCAUCGAUGUAGGUACAUGAUGCAAAUCAUGUUGUUGGAAAUUUAAAUUACAGAAAAAUGUCAAAAAUUACAUCUGCGGGCUGUGCAAAUUACUUUCCCUAGGUUUUGUCUAAGUAUAUCAUUCGUUUAAUUAGUAUUGUAAAUAUUUAAAUCUGAAGAAUAGGAAGAUAAAAUUAUUUUUUUUUUACAGCGUAUACACAUUGGGAAAGAAAUCUAAUAUUUUCAAUUUGUAUCUAAAUUAAUGUAUAUCAUACAUUUCCAACGUGAUAUUUGUGACCGGUUCACAAAUAUGCAGACACUAUUUUGUCCAUGAACUUGAAGUUCUUCUCUCUUAAACUAUGAAAGUCUGUGUUACCUGCAUUUGUCAAUACUGACAAGCAAGUAAUUAAAUUUGCGCUAUAAUAUACGGUUGAUUUUAGGAAGCUGUAAAAUAUUAAUAUCUUGUAGUAUACAUAUACUGAAAAAUAUAUAUAUAUACAUAAGCUCA
This is a messenger RNA of Ceratina calcarata, 3650 nucleotides long. RefSeq names its product RING finger and SPRY domain-containing protein 1. The transcript has 12 exons. Bases 1324 to 2922 code for a protein of 532 amino acids. Gene Ontology annotation, molecular function: ubiquitin-protein transferase activity; protein binding. Lineage: Eukaryota; Metazoa; Arthropoda; Insecta; Hymenoptera; Apidae. The record is from RefSeq and is a predicted model, not a curated record. Gene Ontology annotation, cellular component: cytoplasm.